CCAAAGAACCGGAUAUUGAGAGAAUUCCAGUUCUUUGAUAAUUGCUUGAUGCAUAAUUAGAGUGGGAGGAGGAAGAGAAAGUAGGGGAGGAGCCUGCCAAAUGCUUAAAUCAUUCUUCACUCACUUUCUGUUCGGGUAUGAGUGUUUAUUUGAAAAAGUAUUUGGAGCACCUCACUUAGCAAAAGAAAUGGCCCCAACAAGUUUUGCCCUCCAAGUUCCGAAGGCAAAAGAUAUGAGCAUCUUCUGUAAGUAUAAUCCUGGGUAAGAUUACAUCGCUGAGAUAAUUGUCUGAUUUUAAUCUUAUUAAUGACAUUUCUGAUGUCAAUUUCACUACACUCAACUUUCAGAAUUUGAUGCUAUUUAGAAAAUAUGUGGGAGGUUUUAUUAUUAUUAUUACUAGAGGAGCAGAGAGCACAGAAUAACAAGCGACAGAGAGAAAAUACUGUUUGAUAUUAUACAUUUCCAACAAGAGAAACAUAUGUUAGAUAAAAAGACAUUUUUAUCUAACAGAUGACUGAUCAACUAUUUGGUGGAUUUGACUAAUUCAGUAUUUGUUCACCAGCAUACCUAGUUGUUGAUGUUACUGAAUUUAGAGAAGGGGAGAUGUAAAAAUCUUUUGCAAGUUGCUAUUAAACAAAAAUGCUUUAAAUUUAUUAUUAUUGUUCUAAUUUGUAAAAGUACAUAAAGGAGACUGGGUACUGUACAAAAGCCCAGCCCAUAAGCAAACAGUCUAAAAAAACAAAACCUCUCUGCAUUUUUUUUUAAAUAUUUUAUUAGUUGAAUAUAAAAACAACAUAUAAUCAAAUAUGAAAACAACAUAAUCAAAUACAAGCAAUCAAAUACAAUUUUCCCCUGCCCCCCCCCUCAAAAAAACCAGCCCCAACUAUGUCCAGGUAAUUACAUUAGUAAUAUAAUCAAAUAAAAAAUUAUUUCUCAGUUGCUGUUUAAAAAAUAGCAUUCCACAUGCUCCCAUGUGUCUCAGGUGGUUUAAAUGCAUGUUCUUUCUUUGAUGCAUAUGUAAUAAAGGAGGACCACGUUAUGGAAAAGUUAUGUAGUUUCUCAUGUUGUUUUCUUUAACAUAUCCUUUCUGUUAACUUUUCCAUCAAAAUUAAUUCCCAGACAUAAGCAUACCAAACUUCAUAUCGGUUCACGUUUAAUGUCCUCCAGUGUCUAGCAACAGCAAGACGUGCUGCAGUUAUAAGAUGCACAAUUAAGUCUUUGUCUCUAAGAUUUUGUGCUUCAUCUGCAAAUAUAGAAAGCAAUGCUAUUUUGGGAUCUAAAUUGAUUGAUUGAGAUGUAAUUUGUUCCAUUUCCUGAAAUAUUUUUAACCAGAAGUUUUUAAUCAAUGGGCAUUUCCACCACAUGUGUAUAAAUGUUCCUUCAUUCCCACAAUUUCUCCAACAUUGUGGAGAAAUAUUUUUGUCUAUUUUGCUUAGCAAUGUGGGGUGCAAGUACUUUCUGUGGGUUAGCUUUAAGGUGUUUUCUUUUAUUCGGGCAGAAAUAGCUCGAAAGGGGGCUUUUUGCCACAUUCCUUCCCACAAACCAUCAUCAAUCCCUUCUCCCAAGUCUCUUUCCCAUCUAGUCUUCAACAUACAGGGCUUUGGGGUUGAGAAAUUUACAAUCGCUUUAUAAAUUAAAGCAAUUAGACCUUUACCUCUAGGGUAUGUGGUGUAUAAAAUAUUUUCAAAUGCAGUUAGUGACUUCGUCCCUUGUUUGCAGAUUUCUGUGCUACUUAUAAAAUGGAUGACUUGAUGGAUUACCAUCCAAUUGUGGGGAAAGUUUUGAACCAUUUCUUGUAGUAUUAAUCCAGACAAAGGGGUGUUUUCUUUGUAAAAGUCUUUAAGCCAAAACAGGCCCACAUAUUCCCAUUUUUCAAAGGGGAAUGUUCUGUCUCUAUUAUAGAAAGUAGGGUGAAAUGCCAAUGGUAUUACAGGAGAAGGCUGAGAGACCAUCUGUGGGAACCAUUUCUUCCAAACUUUUAAAUUACUGUAUUUUUCGCUCUAUAGGACACACUUUUUCCCUUCUAAAAAGUAAGGGGAAAUGUGUGUGCGUCUUAUGGAGCGAAUGCAGGCUGCGCGGAUAAGCCCAAAGCCAGAACAGGGAGACGGAGCGCUGUGCAGCACUCCGUCUCACUGUUCUAGCUUGGGGGUGGCUGCGCAAAGCCUCCACAGGGCAGCGGGGAGCCUUCAUCUUGCUGCCCUGCAGAGGCUUCAAAGGCUGUCCCCAAAGCCAGAACAGCAAGAGGCUAUCCCAGAAGCCAGAUCCCUCUUGCUGUUCUGGCUUCUGGGGUUCAGAAUUUUUUUUUUCUUGUUUCCUCCCCCCCAAACUAGGUGCGUCUUAUCGUCCGGUGUGUCCUAUAGAGCGAAAAAUACGGUGGAUAAUAAAAAGGGGUUUUCUAUCUCAAUAUUUUUUUUUAUUAAUUUGCCCAAAUAGGACCCCUCUUAUUGAAUUCUGUUCAUUUGGGUUUUCCAUAUUUAGCCAAGCUAUUUCUUGAUAUCAUUGAACUACCAGAAAAAUGCUACAUAGAUGGGCUCCUGAAUAGUACCACAUGACAUUAGGUACUGCCACUCCACCUCCUUUGGCUGGUUGAUAUAAUGCUUUAUAUGGUAACCUUGGCCUUUUAUUCUGGUGUAUAAAUUUUAGAAGCAUGUUUUGCCAAUUUUGUGAUUUUUUUUGUCUUCUAUGGCAAUUGGUAAGACCCUAAAGAGAUAGAGGAGGCAGGGCAGCACCAUCAUUUUUAUAGUGGCAAAUCGGCCCAACCAUGACAGCGAACCCUUGUUCCAAGUUUUCAAUUUUUGUCUAAUCUCUUGGAUGAUUGGACCAAAAUUAAGCUUCUCCAAAGUUUGGAGGUUCCUGGGGUAAUAACUCCUAAAUAUUUAAAAUAUUUCUGACAAAGUUUUAUUCGGCCUCGGUCCUGUAUACCUGAAGGAGCGUCUCCACCCCCAUCGUUCAGCCCGGACACUGAGAUUCAGCGCCGAGGGCCUUCUGGCGGUUCCCUCAUUGCAAGUAGUAAGGUUACAGGGAACCAGGCAGAGGGCCUUCUCGGUAGUUCCUGCCCUGUGGAACGCCCUCCCAGCAGAUGUCAAGGCAAUAAACAACUAUUUUACUUUUAAAAGACAACUGAAGGCAGCCCUCUUUAGGGAAGUUUUUAAUGUCUGAUGCUGUACUGUUUUUAAUAUUCAGUUGGAAGCCGCCCAGAGUGGCUGGGGAAACCCAGCCAGAUGGGCGGGGUAUAAAUAAUAAAUUAUUAUUAUUAUUAUUAUUAUUAUUAUUAUUAUUAUUCCAGUGGAGUGCUGAAGUUGUAGUUCUACUUCAGGUGGCAUAUGAAUGCAUAGCAGGUCUGAUUUGCUAUAGUUAACACAAAACGAGAGACCUUUCCGUAAGCAUCAAGAAUUUUCAUUACUGCUGGGAAACCUGUUCCAGGGCGAAACAGCAUCAAGGCUACGUCAUCUGCGAACAUGUUCACCAUAUAACUCUGCCCGUUAAUUUGUAUUCCAGACACCUCAGGGUCUCCCCUAAGUGCUAAGAGCCAAGGGUUCCAUGGCCAGGGCAAAAAGCAGGGGUGACAAAGGGCAGCCCUGCUUCACGCCAUGGCCCAUCGAUAUAGGCUCUGAGUGUAUACCAUUUAUCAAAUUAUUUGCGGUGCAAUCCUGAUAAUAAGGUAGUCAGUAGUGCAAUGAAUGGGGUUCCCAUGCCAAAACCUCACAAGGUUUCAAAAAGAAAAUUCCAUUCAAGACAGUCAAAUGCCUUCAUUGCAUCCAAUGUAAGGGUGGCUGUUGGUGUCGGUUGGUUUGAUCCCCAGUAUAUUGCAUUGAGUAUCCUCCUAAUUGGGGUAGUUAUUGACCUUUGCCUAAUAAAACCUGUCUGAUCCGAAUGUAUAUAAUUCGGUAGAAUCGUCGCUAACCUGUGUGUAAUAAUGUUUGUAAGUAAUUUUAAAUCAACAUUUAUUAAUGAAGUAGGCCAAUAGGACUCAACCGACUCCAAGUCUUUAUUUGGUUUUGGUAGCACUACGAUGUGUGUGUUUUUCCAAGCUCCAGGUACCAGGCCAUGAUCCUUUAUAUCUGUAAAUAAUUUCAGCAAGAAUGGGGCCACAAGUUCAGAAAAGGUUUUAUAAAAAUAGCCAGUAAACCCAUCUGGUCCAGGUGCCUUAAAUGGUUUUGUCUUUUUUAUACUAGCUAAUAUUUCCUCAAGUGAGAAGGGAUGAUUUAAGUAAGCUGCAUGCUCUUCUGUUAAUUUUGGAAUGUUAACUGUGGCCAGAAAUUCCUGAAUGGCAUUUAGCAAUGGUAUAAGGUCUUAUAGAAUGCAUGAAAGGCUUGGUUAAUUUUAAGUUUAUCAUGUGUUAUUUCGCCUUUGCCUGUUUUUAUUGAGUGGGUUGUUCUGUUUAAUUUACGUUUCUUUAGUUGGUUUGCCAAGAUUGUUGUGUUUUUAUUAUUAAAUUCAUAGUAUUGUUGAUUUAAAUAUUGAAGGGAUGUUAUUAUUUUUGGUAUUUCUAACAUGUCUAUUUCUUUCCUUUUUCAAAUUAAUUUGCGAUAAACUCUGUUACUACAUGUUAUGUUUUAUUCUAAUUAUUUUAUUUCUUUUUCUAAUUGGAGAUGAAUAUUUUAUUUCCUUUUUUUGAUUCUACUCUUCUCACUGAUUAAUGUUCCUCUAAUUACUGUUUUGAAGGUAUCUCAAAUUAAAGCUGGGUUAUAUAAUCCUGUACCAUUGAUCUUCAAAAAUUGUGGUAUCUCUUUUAAAACAAAACCUCAAAAGUAUUUCCAGUGCAAGAUUUAAAAUAAUAUUCUGCCAAGUUGAAUUUCAGAAAGCAAAAGGUGUUGGGAGGACAGGGAGGGGGAGCUUGAACUGGUUGUGGAAAGCUCUAUUUUGACUCUUAAGUGUUACCUGUGGGAUUUUGCUCUUUUGCAAACUCCCACUCUUUCCGUGGAACCGAUGCAGAAAAGCCUUGCACCCAACUAAUAUUGCAUGUCUACAAUGUGAAUAGGUGUGUGUCAAUCUGAACUUUUGCUAUGGUUUACUACUGUACUACUGUAAGAAUAAUAAUAGUAAAGUUUUAUUUAUACCCCGCCCUUCCCGGUUCAGAAAUUCAGAAUUCAAAAAUCAAUUUAGGGGGGAAAUCCAUCCAAUAAACAUUAGAUGAUCACCAGGGCUAGCUGGCUAAAUUAGUCCCAUUUGGGCCAGCGAGGAGACCAGGGGAGAAUUAGCUGUGGGAUCCCAGAGCGGGUAAUCUUCAUAAAAAGGGGAGGGGGAGGGAAGGAAGGGGAAUAAAAGAUCAGGCUAAGUUCAAAUUGAAAGCCAGGCGGAAUAGCUCUGUCUUACAGGCCCUGCAGAAGGAAGUUAAAUCCUGCAGGGCCCUGGUCUCAUGGGACAGAGCAUUCCACCAGGUCGGAGCCAUCACUGAGAGGCCCUGGCCCUGGUGGAGGAUAAUCUGACUUCCUUAGGGACCGGGACCUCUAAACUAUGAUUAUUCAUGGACCUUAAGGUCCUCUGCAGGGCAUACCAGGAGAGACGGUCCCGUAAAUACGAGGGUCCUUGCAUUAGUAAAAAGACUGGCAUAACUUAAUGUGGCACGAGAUCUUAUCUCAAAUAUGUCCUAAUACAUUGAAUAAAGAUCUGCACAUGUCAUCCAGUUACCAGUAAAAGUUAAUUGACACCUGCUGCACAGACAAAAUGGUAAGAUAACUUUAAGAGACGAAGCAGACAAGGAGAAUCAUUUGUCUUUGCUCACUACGCUAAUAUUCUUUCAACUUUUACUUAAGCAGACCAAGCAAAAUGGGAAAUAGGCAGGGAAUUCCAGAAAGGAACAACACAACAACAGAGCUGUUAGACAUAGCUGUCAACCUUUCCUUUUUUUGUGGGAAAUUCCCUUAUUCCAGCGCUGUUUCCCGCUGCUUCCUGCUGCUAUCCCGGAUUGUUAGAUAUCCCGUAGACUGUCCCCGGAAUAGGUGAGGCUGCUGAUCCCUUAUUUUCAAAUCUGAAAGUUGACAGCUAUGCUGUUGGAAUUACAGGAACUGCUCAUCUCAAAGCCCCUUCUCCAUUAGAAUGCAUUGGCUAAAAUUAGUACAGAAACCCUCUCUCCAAGCUCCAACAAGGAACUUACUCAGCACUCUCAAGGAACCAACACAUGCCUCUCCUUAAGGACACGUAUUCCCUUCCCCUUCCCUCGCUUGCCUUGUCAUAAGUUUAGGGUCUGUGGCAAAAUUGUCACACUCACUUUCCGUAGGCAUUUGAGAAUAGUAGUGGAUUAAGACUCUCCUCCUGGAAGAGAGGGGAGUGGUUGUGGGCAGGAACCCGAGUCCUGCCUCUAGCAGGGGGCGUUAGCCCCCUGCCUCCCACUCACCUGGCUGGCACCCACGCCCAUCAGCAGGCACCCAACCAGGUGCCUCCGAGGGGGUGUGUUCAGCAGCCUAAAUGCUGCGGCGCCAGCCCCUCCUCUGCCUCACUCUUUGUCAUCCCGUCGCGAUUCACCCACCCUCCACUCCCUUUGAGCUCAGGGUCUUAGUUUUCCUUGGCCUUGCUAUGGACCUUAGGUUGGUCGCCCUACCAGGUAUACUAACCAUGUCGAAGCUCACAAGGGCAAAAACUCAAAUCCAUGGGUCAGGAUUACACCGGGUAUGUGCUGGUGUUCUACCAAGCUGUACAUUCCAUACCAGCUUUUCCCUCCCAAUGUUUUACACUACAACUCCCCUCAACCCAGGCCAGUACAGUCAAUGGUCAGGGAUAAUGGGAGUUGUAAGCCAGCCACAUUUGGAGAGCACCAGAUUGGGGGAAACGGAUCUACUGUGUGUGGUUAGUUGCAUAUCAGUAGUGUAGAUUUUAUUUUGUUUAAUUAUUUGUUGGUUUGGGCCUCAUGGCCCUACCAGACCUUGCCCACUUGGCACUACUUCCCAGUGGUGUAGUGUGGGCAGUAGCCCUGGGCGCAAAAUUGUUAGGGUUGCAAAAUUUCAACACCCAGUGCUGCCUCCAUACAGCCGUGCACUUCCAUUGCUGGGCUCCAUUGAAAAUGGCUUCUGCCUGCAAACCAGGAAGUGACCUCACCACCAGACAACAGAACAACUCUUGACUCUGCAGCUGCAAUCUCUUGGGUAACAUGGACGCCGUUAGGCAAUUGAAUGUGCAUGCGUACGCCGUCUGUUUACCUCCCACCUGAAGUAUAUGUAGGUUCAAGCAAGACCAACAGACGGGGGCAAAACAACUGCAUAUGCGCAUUUCUGAAGGCCUGGGCCACCCUCAACAUGAUCGGCUGUCUAAACCCCGAAGCUGUGAAUCGUAACUCGGAGCUUAAGAGCCAAUGCCAGUAGCCCAAAAUCUGAUAAUGCUACGUGAUUGGAUAUCAGGUAUCGAAUCAGAACACAGGAGCUCAGAAUCCUUAGUCCAGACAUUAAUCCGGUUUGCUCAGACAAACACAGACCACUGAAUACAUGACACUGCCCACCCCUCCAUGCAGCUCUGGGCUCUGGCAACCCACAGUACACCACUGCUACUUCCUCCAGAUUUUGCCCACAACGAAGUGACACUCUGAAAUCCCUCAAGGCAUUUCUUUUGCCACCUGCACCCCGUUUGUAUAUGCUUAGAGUUAAAAGAGCUCGAGGAAGUUUUGACAUCUUUCCACAGGGCCUGCAAGACAGAGCUGUUCCACCAGGCCUUUGGCCAGGGCACAGCCUGACCCCCUCCUUUGGUAACCCUCACAGAACUCUAGCCCAAUGGUUGCAUAAAUUUGAUUUGAACUGAUUUAUAAUGAAUUGAUUUUAGAAUACUGUAUUAUUUUACUGUUGUUAGCUGCUGGGGAGGGCGGGAUAUAAAUAAAAUUUUAUUUAUUAUUUUUUAUUAUUAUUAUUCCCUUUCUCAUAAUAGCAGAUCUUGGGACAAUCCAAUGAAGCGGAACAUUGGAAGUUUCAGGAAAGAGAAAUAAAAACACUUCUUUGCAUAGAACGUAGUUAAACUGUGGAAUUCACUUCCACAGGACAGUGUGGUGGCUUUAAAAGAGGAUUAGACAAAUGCAUGGAUGAUAAGGCCAUCAGUGGAUAUUAGCCAUGAUAGAAAUGUCGGAGGCAGGUGUUAUGUAUUGAAGUUCUCACCCUGGCCACCAGGGGGUAUUGUGUAUAUAGUUUUCACUCAGGUCCACGUCAGUUACUUUAGGCGGGAAACCCUGGGUUGUUGUUGCUACAAUGUUGACAGCCGGCUGCCUAUAAAAGCAGGCCAGCUGAGCUCUUUGCUGUGCAGUUCUGUUCCAGCUUACAAAUAAAGAGCUGCUUUGGAGAAAUCGCUGCGUCGUCUGCUAUGUCUACCCACUAUUGAACAGCAGUAUGCUUCUGAAUACCAGGUCCUGGGAAUCACAAGUGCAGAGAGCAUUGUUGCAUUCAGGUCCUGCUUGCCAGUUUCCCACGGACCUCUGGUUGGUCGCUGUGAGAAUAGGAUGCUGGACUGGAUGUGGCUUUCACCUGAUUCAGCAGCACUCCGGCUAGGCUGGGGUAAAGGUAGCUAAUGAGGUUCACACCAGGUUGGAAAGUCCAGACAGUUUAUUCAGCUAUAGCAGGAGGCACAGAAUAGGUUAACACCCAAAACAUUUGCACAACUCCUUGAAGGCCCCAAAACAUCAUUACAUGUGACGAAUGCGUGAUCAUGUUAACUGUUGGCUACAUACGCACAUGAUCAUAGAAAUACUGAAAUGAUUGGCUGAUUUGAAUGUAGUAGUAAUUAAUAAUAAUACAGUGGUGCCUCGCAAGACGAAAUUAAUCCGUUCCGCGAGUAUCUUUGUCUAGCGGUUUUUUCGUCUUGCGAAGCAACCGUAUUAGCGGCUUAGCGGAUUAGCGCUAUUAGCGGUUUAGCGGCUAUUAAAGGCUUAGCGGCUUAGCUGCUAAAAGGCUAUUAAAGGCUUAGCGGCUUAGAAAAGGGGGGGGGAGCGAAAAAAAAUCUCAAGACUCGCAAGACAUUUUCAUCUUGCGAAGCAAGCCCAUAGGGAAAUUCGUCCUGCGAAGCGCAUUGAAAAACGGAAAACCCUUUCGUCUAGCGGGUUUUCCGUCUUGCGAGGCAUUCGUCUUGCGGGUCACCACUGUAAUACCCCAGCCACUCUGGGCAGCUUCCAACACAUAUAAACUCACUGACAGGGGUGGCAUGGGAUGGGGGUGAGGAUGGCAGUAAGGAUGCAACGGUGCAGGACCACUAGCAGAAGCAAUCUGGUGUUUCCACUGUGCAGUACUGUACCUUGUUGCUUAAUAGCAUCAAGCUCAGUCAUGGGUAGCAAAAGGGAUAGUUUUGCAAUCACUCUUCAGUUAGAGCUUUAGUUCCUUAAAAAGCAGGUUCUAACAGGGUUUGUGGUCAAACUCAUCUUCUGCCCCCCCUCCCUCCAGAACAAUGUCUUUAGACAAUGACAGGAAUCUCCCAACCACAAAGUCUAUUGAAAUGGGACAGUUGGAGGAUGGAUGGUUGUUAAUGGAUGGAGGUUGAAUCCCGACAAAACAGAAGUACUGUUUCUGGAUGGCAGGGGGGGCAGUGUGGAGGACUCCCUGGUCCUGAAUGGGGUAACUGUGCCCCUGAAGGACCAGGUGCGCAGCCUGGGGGCCAUUUUGGACUCACUGCAGUCCAUGGGGGCACAGGUCAAUUCUGUGUCCAGGGCGGUUGUCUACCAGCUCCAUCUGGUACGCAGGCUGAGACCCUACCUGCCUGUGCACUGUCUCACCAGAAUGGUACACACCCUGGUUAUCUUCCACGUGGACUACUGCAAUACACCCUACAUGGGGCUACGUUUGAAGGCGACUCAGAAACUACAACUAAUCUCAAAUGUAGCAGCUACACAGGUGACUGGGAGCAGCCACCUGGAUCAUAUAACACUGGUCCUAAAGGAUCUACAUUGGCUCCCAGUGUUGUCCAAGCACAAUUCUGUGCGGACCUUUAAAGCCCUAAAUGGCCUCGGCCCAGUAUACCUGAAGGAGUGUCUCCACCCCCAUCACUCAGCCCAGAUACUGAGGUCCAGCUUCAAGGGCCUUCUGGCGGUUCCCUCACUGCAGGGAGCCAGACAGAGGGCCUUCCUGGUAGUGGCACCUGCCCUGUGGAACACUCCACCAUCAGAUGUCAAGGUGAUAAAGAACUAAACAACUUUGAGAAGACAUCUGAAGGCAGCCCUGUAUGGAGAAUUUUUAAACUUUUGUGUUUUGUUAUGUUGUUUUAUCUGUUGGAAGCCACCCAGAUAUUAUUAUUAUUAUUAUUAUUAUUAUUAUUAUUAUUAUUAUUAUUAUUAUCAUCACCACCACCACAGUUUGGCUUUUGUUUUUACAAACAUCAGGUGUGAGCUAAAUAGGUAGUGCUAAAUAUGUCAUGUCAUUUACAAGCAGAAUCUUAACUGGGGAGAAACAACUAGUUGGGGAAAAGCAGUCAGGAUUCAAGCACUGCCCCUGUCAGAAUUUUGAGGCCACUCCAAUUUUGUUUUGAAACCUCCUUCCAUGCCAUUGCUAAACUGGUAGGCAGUUUGCAGCUAACGCACCCAAGGUUCAACCACUUGACCGUUGAAUGUGUUUCUUCUGCUAUGUACACUUCACACUUGGCCAGUCUUGGGAGAGGCUUGUAAACAGCUAAGAACAUCAGGGGAGCUUGCUGGAUCAAGCCAAUGGCCCAUCUAGCCCAGCAUCCUGUUCCCCCCAGCAGCCGCCCAGGCGCAAGCAUAAGAGCACUCUUCCCUCCUGCCAUUUCUACAAACUGCUUUCCAAGAGCAUUUGUGCCUCCAACCAAAGGGACAUGGAUUGAGCAUGGAUGGCAGAAUGUGGACAAACAGGAACAUGCAGACAAAUAUACUUAUUCUAUCCAUUUGUGUCUUUUGCAUUCCAGUUCUUUCGGCAUUGCUAUUCUUUUCUGCCCUGCGAAGCUGCUACACAGAUGAUUCUAGUCUGCUGAAAAGGUGCUUCCAGGAUGCCGAGUAUGAGAAUUAUCUAGACAUAGCCAAGAACGGGCUGGGCAAAGCAUUGCACCCAAGACAUGUGCUGAUCGUAGGAGCAGGCAUGGCAGGCCUCAGCGCAGCCUACACUCUCACAGAAGCUGGACACCAGGUAAGGGGUCCUUUAGUCCUCACUGGUUCUCUGCUUCCGAGGUUGCCCCCUAGGGACCUGCGUAUUGAUUUGUUUGCACAAAUUCUGUGCAAAGGUUAAACCACUGUGGCUCUUUGCUGAGUAUUCAUUUUUUACUUUGCACGGAGGUUAGGUGUUGCAUCAAAGGAAGUGUUAUUCCACACUUCACACAGCAUUCCCCUUUUCUUCUCACAAAGAGUCCAAUCGGGGAGGUGGGGGUUAAGGUUUGGUAUUUUGGCCGCAGCAGAUCUCACAAGGGCAGCCAUUUAGCAUGGUGCAGACCUCAUCUGGUAGUUGGGGAAACUAGGCCAAAAUAGGUGGGGAGGCGUAAGGAGCUGUCGUAGUUGUGUGCUGCCAACCACAACAGAUCUCAGUAGAAGGAGAAGCCAGCCAAUCAGUCAAGUCUCAGGGCGGUACUUGCCUGGAGGCAGAGGCUGUAUGCAAGGUUCAGUCCAGUCAGGAGUAUCUCGGUUCACGUAGUCAAAUGAUCUGGGAGUCAAGAAAGCAGAAGGUCCAAGGUCACGAGAAGCAAGAACCAGCAAGGUCUGGUCAGGAAGGACAAAUGUUGUUUCCAGCAACUGACUGAGGCUGGAAACCCUGCUUUAAAAAGCUGGAGCCAGCUGGUUCUCCUCAGGAGCAAGAAGGCUGAUCAGUAGCAGGUGGAGUCACUCUGCCUUCUGCUCAUUCAGGCUGCUGCUCAGCAGGUGAAGCUGACUCCUGGCCCAUGACAGGAGCAACAGGUGAAAUCAGAAUCAUAGAGUCGGAAGGGACACUGUGGGUCUUCAAGUCCAGUCCCCCUCAAUGCAAGAAUCUCAGCCAAAACUUCCAUGACAGAGGGCCAUCCCAUCUCUGCUUAAAAACCUCCAAGGAAGGCGAAUCCACAACCACCAGAGGGUUGAAAUUGAACAUCAGUCCCUUGUAAAUUAGCCCUGAGAAAUGGAGAAACCCAUGUGGCCAUGCUGAUUUAUCAGCUGGAUGCUGGGUAAGUCUCUCAACUGCCCUCAAGAAUUGGAAAUCGAGGCAGGCUAUUGUAGCAUGAAGCAGUAGCUGGAUUGAUACAGCAGUUGCUGUCCUGUUUGCCUUCAGGUGACAGUUCUUGAAGCCAGCGACCGCGUGGGGGGACGAGUGGAGACGUAUCGAAACGAGCAAGAAGGCUGGUAUGCAGAUCUGGGGCCCAUGCGUUUGCCUCAGGUACACAGGUGAGACGGGAGGUUACCACAUGCCUUUCACUUCAUCUGCUGAGCAUGCAUAAAUCCCGCCUUGCUCAUCCGUGACGGCUCUUUCCACGGACAUGUGUCCUGGUGCGCUUGGCUGUGUGGGAGACAAAAGAGCUGUUGGCCUGUUGCAUGAGGAAGGAAGUGUAUAUGGAAUUGAAGACAAUGUAUGACUUCUAGGAUGUGGCCCACUAGUUGGAGAAAAUCUUGGCUGCGAGGCCUAUGGCAGUUUGUUUUCUGUGAACGCGACAGAGCUGAUGGGAGGAGGAGGAGGCAGGACCUCUUCUGGGAACACUCAUUAUUCCUCCCUUCCCCAGGGUGGCAAACAUAGCUCACCUCCCUUUUGCCCCACAAUGCACCUGUGAAGAAGAUAAAGUCGAGAGAUAGUGACUAUUUGUAAGCGCUGGGCAAUGGGAAGCUGCUGGGGCAACCCAGUCAGAUGGGUGUGGUACUAUAAUAAUAAUAAUAAUUACUACUACUACUACUAGGUGUUUAGGAAGUGCUGUGCACAGGGCUUACCAAACCUUUUUUGCUAUCUCUCCCACCCCCAGUCUGUUUAUAUAUUCAUUAUAUACAGUGCUUUUUUCUGGGGGGAUGCAGGGGGACACAUAGCCCUAAACAUUUUGUGAAUCAAAGUUUGGCCUCACUGAGAGGCAGUAUUUCAAUACGAGUAGGAAAAUGAGAGUAACCCUAAACGUUUUUUAAUAUGUGAUCAUAUAUAUAUAUAUAUAUAUAUAUAUAUAUAUAUAUAUAUAUAUGGUGGCGGGUGGGUGAUUAAUAUUCUGCAGCCUUUGAAAUGUGCUUGUGUGCUCCUGUUUUGACUAAUUAUAUGUGCUUUUAUCUUGUGAACCGCCCUGAGAUGAAGAGCGGUACAGUCAUUCCUUGGAUUUCGAACGCCUUGGCUCCCAAACGAUCGAAACCCGGAAUUGAGUGUUCUAGUUUUCGAACGAUUUUCGGAAGCGUACCGUUUGGCACGGCUUCCGGUUGGCUGCAGGGCCUUCCUGCAGCCAAUCAGAAGCCGCACUUUGGUUUCCGAACAUUUUGGAAGUCAAACAGACAUCCGGAAUGGAUUCCAUUCGACUUCCAAGGUACGGCUGUAUAUUAACCUAGUAAAUAAUGAUAACAUAAUAAUAAUAUCUGCGUCUGACCGUGGAAGCACAGCAUAUCCAUCAUGGCCAGUAGCAAUUGCUAGCCUUGCCCUCCAUGUGUUGAUCUAACCCUCUUUUAAAGGCAUCCAAGUGGGUGGGCAACGCUGCCUCUUGGAAAAGCAAAUUCCACUCUUUUGACUAUGCACUGUCCCCUUCUCAUGCCCCAGGAUCGUCCACGAAUAUGUCAGAAAGUUUGGCCUGAGUCUGACGGAAUUCUUUCCAGAGGAUGAGAAUGCCUGGUAUUUGAUUGACAACAUCAGGAAGCGAGUCGGGGAGGUCAAGAGGAACCCCAGCCUCUUGAAUUACACUGUGUAUCCCUCAGAAGAAGGCAAAACCGCUGGUCAGCUGUAUGCGGAGUCCCUCCGUCAGGUUGGGAUGCUUUUUCUGCUUCUUUUAAUUGGGAAAACAUUCUGUGUCCUGUUCCAAACAUUAACACCGUAAGGUGGAAAGAACCAAAAGCCAGUCUAGCCAACACACCCUCCUAAAAUAUAUUGUAGAGUUGGGAAAGGUAAAACGACCAAGCGACUGGAGCAACUCCUCUAUGAGGGAAGGUUACUAUAUUGGGGGAUACAUAUUUUUACAAAGUGGAGGCAUAAGGAUAUUUAAGACUAAAAGGUAAAGGGACCCCUGACCAUUAGGUCCAGUCGUGGCCGACUCUGGGGUUGCGGUGCUCAUCUCGCUUUAUUGGCCGAGGGAGCUGGCGUACAGCUUCCGGGUCAGUGGCCAGCAUGACUAAGCUGCUUCUGGCCAACCAGAGCAGCGCACGGAAACGCCGUUUACCUUCUCGCUGGAAGGUAUUUAUCUACUAUUUAUCUACUUGCACUUGGACGUGCUUUCGAACUGAUAGGUUGGCAGGAGCAGGACCGAGCAAUGGGAGCUCACCCCGUCGUGGGGAUUCGAACCGCUGACCUUCUGAUCGGCAAGUCCUAGGAUCUGUGGUUUAACCCACAGCGCCACCCGCGUCCCAUUUAAGAUUAUGUGAUGCUAAAUAUUAUGCAUGGUAUACAGAAAGUGGAUGGGGUUUUUUCUCCCUUUUUCACAACACUAGAACUUGGGGGCAUCCAUUUAAGCUGAAGGUUAGAGAAUUUGGGACGGAUAAAAGAAAGCACCUCUUCAGGCAGCAUAUCACAUUGUAGUAAUCAUCGUCGUCAUCAUCUGUUACUUAUAUCCUGCCCAUCUGGCCAGGCCUCCCCAGACACUCUGGGCGGCUCCCAACAGAAUAUUAAAAACAUGAUAAAACAUCAGAUAUUAAAAACUUCCCUGAACGGGGCUGCCUUCAGAUGUCUUCUAAAAGUCAGAUAGUGAGUGUAUUUCCUUGACAUCUGGUGGGAGGGCGUUCGACAGGGCGGGCGCCACUACUGAGAAGGCCCUCUGCCUGGUUACCUGUAACUUCACUUCUCGCAGUGAGGGAAUCGCCAGAAGGCCCUUUGCACUGAACCUCAGUGUCCGGGCAGAACGAUGGGGGUGGAGGCGCUCCUUCAGGUAUACUGGGCCGAGGCCAUUUAGGGGCUUUAAAGGUCAGCACCAACGCUUCGAAUUGUGCGCAGAAACGUACUGGGAACCAAUGUAGGUAAACUAUGAAAUGCAUUCUGACUUUUUCUUUAUGGUCAUCCCAGUUUGAAGAAGAGCUGAAGAGGACAAACUGUAGCUACGUGCUAGAUAAAUAUGACACCUUCUCAACCAAGGUAAAAAAGAACGAUUCUCCCCCCACCCCGCGCGCGUGCCUUUUCUUUUCUUUUCGUUCUUUGGAUGUUACCAUGGCCUUUGGCUAGCGCAAUAAAACCCAAUAAGUUAACAAAACUAGCUAAAGCAAAGCCCCAAACUUGCGACGUGCAAAGUUUCAGUAAAAACUUAAUUGGCGCACUUCUGUUAUAUUAUUAGAAUAUUACACAAGCCUAUAGUAGUUACCCAGCUUCCUAGGUAUCCCACCUAGAUAUCCUGGGGAGCAGGGGCACAUGAAGAAGGGCCUCAGGGGAUCAUUGCAGGGUCCAGGUUGGUUCAUAUGGGGAGAGGCAGCCCUUGACCCUUUGCAGUCCUGAGCCGUUUAAGGUUUUAUAAAUCAGAACCAGUACUUUGAAUUGGGCCCAGAAACUCAUGGGCAGCCAGUGCAGUCAGAUAAAGGAUAAAGUACACUUGCAGUCAGGCCAGGAUAAAGUACACUAUGCUCAAACUGUCUCGCCCUGGUGAGCAACCUGGUUGCCAAAUUCUGCACCAGCAAAAUUUUCCCAACUGUCUUCAGAGGCAGCCCCAUGCACAACGUGUUGCAGUAAUCUAACCUCGAGGUUACCAGAGUAUAGACAGCAGAAGUUAGUCUAUCCCUGUCCUGGAUGGAGGCCAGUGUUGCCCGUGGCACACUGGCUGAAAACCACUGUGCUAAAGAAUAGGUUUCCCCCGGGGAAAGAAGCAGACCUCUUAGAACUGUGCCUAGGAAUUUCAGGACAAACAGAAGGGUGGAUGAGCCCUAAGGCAGGCAUAGGCAAACUCGCCCCUCCAGAUGUUUUGAGACUACAAUUCCCAUCAUUCCUGAACACUGGUCCUGUUAGCUAGGGAUGAUGUGAGUUGUAGUCCCAAAACAUCUGGAGGGGCGAGUUUGCCUAUGGCUGCCCUAAGGCUAUGUUUACUUACCUGGGACUGAAAGUAAGCCUCAUUGAACUCAGUGAGAUAGAUAUAUAGAGGACUGCACUGCUACUUUUUGCAGGAUCCAAUUCCUUGCUUUCCAGAAGAGUCAAAUCCCAAAGCCUGAGAACCUCAGGAUGUCUCGUGUACUAGAUUCCAAAUUCAGUUGUUGCUUGGUGGUGUGUUUGCUUAAGUGUCUUUGUUGAGUGCCGUCCUUAAAGGUGGUUAUUCCCCCCUCCUCUUCCCAUAACAGGAAUAUUUAACUGAAAUAGCAAAUCUGAGUCAUGGAGCUGUCGAAAUGAUUGGGGACUUGCUCAGUGAAGAUGCUGGCUAUUUCGAGUCAUUCGUUGAAAGUAUGAGAGAUGCAAUGAUCUUCUCUUCUGGAAGGAGGUAAGCAGAAAUACACAUUGCAAGGAAAUAGGGAGGAUUUAUUCUUGCUGAAAGGGACAUGGGUGGUGCUGUGGGUUAAACCACAGAGCCUAGGACUUGCCGAUCAGAAGGUCGGCGGUUCGAAUCCCCGCGACGGGGUGAGCUCCGGUUGCUCGCUCCCUGCUCCUGCCAACCUAGCAGUUCGAAAGCAUGCAGUGCAAGUAGAUAAAUAGGUACCACUCUGGCGGGAAGGUAAACGGCGUUUCCGUGCGCUGCUCUGGUUCGCCAGAAGCGGCUUAGUCAUGUUAGCCACAUGACCCGGAAGCUGUACAUCGGCUCCCUCAGCCAAUAAAGCGAGAUGAGCGCUGCAACCCCAGAGUCAGUCACGACUGGACCUAAUGGUCAGGGGUCCCUUUACCCUUUACCUAUUGUUGCUGAAGUAAAUACAGUGGUACCUCGGGUUAAGUACUUAAUUUGUUCUGGAGGUCUGUUCCUAACCUGAAACUGUUCUUAACCUGAAGCACCACUUUAGCUAAUGGGGCCUCCUGCUGCCACCGUGCCGCCGGAGCAUGAUUUCUGUUCUCAUCCUGAAGCAAAGUUCUUAACCUGAAGCACUAUUUCUGGGUUAGCGGAGUCUGUAACCUGAAGCGUAUGUAACCUGAGGUACCACUGUAAUCUGCUCUUCUUCAGACUAGGUAGCCUUUUGGUUCAUUUCUAAAACUAGGACUGUAGGAACGUCUCGGGACCUCAAUACCUUAGGAAUGCCUCUCCCCAUACGAACUGACCCAGACCCUGAGCUUGUAAUCCAAGACCUUUCUCUAUGUCCCCCGUCCCCCCAAGAGGUUCGGAGGAUGGCAACACAAGAACAGGCCUUUUCUGUGGUGGCUCCCCGUCUGUGGAAUGCUCUCCCCAGAGAGGCUUGCCUGGUGCCAUUAUCAUGGGUGUAGCUAAGGGGGGCAGGGGGCAGCACCCCCCCAUAAAUAAAAAUCUAUAAAAAUGUAUAGCAAGCCGAGGUUCUGCCUCCCCAACAAUAGGCCUCGCCAACAAAAGGGCUACCUCCUCAACAAAAGGCCUGCCCCACCCCCAACAAAAAUCCUGGCUACGCCCGUGGCCAUUAUUACAUAUCUUUAGGCACCAAGCAAAAACAUUCCUCUUUAUUCAGGCCUUCAGCCAUUAAAUCGAUGACCUGUUAAAGGGAUGGGCGGACUGUUAUUAUGAUUAUUUUAUCAUGCAGUCCUGUAUUAUGCUCUGCAUUUUAUUAUUUUGUUCUUAAUGUUGUACACCACCCUGGGAUCUUUGAAUAAUGGUUGGUAUAUAAAUCAAAUUGAUGAUGAUAGAUUAGAUAGAUAGAUAGAUAGAUAGAUAGAUAGAUGGAUGGAUGGAUGAUAGAUAAAAUAUGCUCCCUCUCCCUACAACAAAGUCAACAUAAAGAUGUAAGAGUCCAGCUGGCUCUUGCGAAAGUUCCAUCUAGACCAGAGGCCUAUGGGAAGCCUGCAAGCCGGACCUAAGCUCAAUAGCCACUCUCCCCACUUGUGAUACCCAGCAUGCAUUGAAUCAUAGAUUGCAGAUUUGGAAGGGACCCUGAGGAUCAUCUAGUCCAACCCCCUGCAAUGCAGGAAUUCGCAGCCAUCCCUUAAGGGGAUUGAACCUGCAACCUUAGAAUUAUCAGCACCACACACUAACCAGCUGAGCUAUCCCCUUGGAUAAUAUGCAGUGAAACCUUGGUUCUCAAACGCCUUAGUACUCAAACAACUUGGAACCAAAGCACUGCAAACCUGGAAAUAAGUGUUCCCGUUUGCGAACUUUUUUCAGAAACCAAAUGUGCUCCGUUUUGAGUGUUACGCUUCCAUUUUGAGUGUUAUGCUUCCGUUUUGAGUGCCAUGCUGAGGUCUGUCUGUUUUUAUUAUUUAUUUUGCAUUUUUGUGGCUCUUUUUUUGUUUUUGUGACUGUGUGGAACCCAGUUCAAUGCUGAUUCAUUAAUUGAUUGUGUAACGGCAGUACAUUGAUUAUUGUUUCAUUUUAUGGAUCAGUGGUCUCGUUAGAUAGUAAAAUUCAUGUCAAAUUGCUCUUUUAGGGGUUGUUUUUAAAAGUCUGGAAUGGAUUAAUCCAUUUUUCAUUACUUUCUCUGGCAAAGUGUGCCUUGGUUUUGGAACGUUUUGGUUUUGGAAUGGACUUCCAGAAUGGAUUAAGUCUGAGAACCAAGGUACCAUUGUUUCCACAAUUAAUAAAAGCCAUUGAAUACCUUCCAUAAACUUAUCUAAUCCUCUUUCAAAGUCAUCUGACUUGGUGGCCAUCUCCACAUUAACUCUGUGCUGUGUUCAGAAAUGCUUUCUUUUGUCUGUGUUGAACUGAGCAACAACUGAGCAAUGCACGACAGCAGUUCCCAGUGCAGCUGAAGAGGACUCUUCCAUCUCCUAUCCCAGGCUUCCUCAAACUCGGCCCUCCAGAAGUUUUGAGACUAUAAUUCCCAUCAUCCCUGACCACUGGGUCCUGCUAGCUAGGGAUCAUGGGAGUUGUAGGCCUAAAACACCUGGAGGGCCGAGUUUGAGGAAGCUUGUCCUAUCCAUUCAUCUGCAUUCGGUUUUGUUUUGUUUUGUUUUUUGCAGGUUUGAUCAAAUCAUAGGAGGCUUUGAUCAACUGCCAACAGCCAUUUACAGAAACAUUUCAAAAAGGGUGCAAUUAUGUAGCAAAGUGGUCAGGAUGGAGCAGGCAGGCGAGAGCGUCACCGCGGUUUAUCAAACCGCCAACAAAGCACUGUUCAGCGUGACGGCCGAUUACGCCGUGGUCACCUCCACCGCCAAGGCCACGAGGCGCAUCCAUUUUGAGCCGCCCCUGUCGCGUGACAAAAGCCACGCCUUGCGGUCCAUCCACUACAGGAGCGCCACCAAAGUCUUCCUCGCUUGCACCGAGAAGUUCUGGGAAGCUGACGGGAUCCGCGGUGGGAAGUCCACAACUGAUCGCCCGGCCCGAUUCGUCUACUACGUCAGUCAAAACUUUUCUGGCGACGUUGGGGUUGUCUUGGCUAGCUACGUCUACAGUGACGACUCCAGUUUCUUUCAUUCCCUCAGCCAUGAUGACAUCAUUAGCAUCAUCCUGGAUGACCUGUCCGCCAUCCACCGGCUGCCCAAGGAUUACAUCCAGGCUGCGUGCCAGUCAUGCGUAAUAAAGAGGUGGAGCUUGGAUAAGUAUUCCAUGGCUGGCUUUGCUUCCUUCACCCCUUACCAGUUUGUCGAUUACAGCGAACCUCUCAAGGCGCCAGAAGGCAGGAUCUAUUUUGCUGGGGAACACACUACCCAAGUCCACGGCUGGCUGGACUCCGCAAUCAUGUCAGGGCUGAGGGCAGCAAGAGAAAUCAACCUCGCAUUUGAGAAGCAGCAUUUUUUGAAUCGGGACAAGUCAAAAUAUUGCUAUGAGUUUGGGGAGAAGGAAGUAGGCUAUAUGCGAGAUCCUUCUAACCGCUGGAUCCAGGAAGUUGAUGGAUUAUGUGGAACUGACUAAUCUGACAAACAAGCUACAGGACAAGGGGAACUGUGACUUUAAAGAUGAAUUGGAACCCUUUACAAAGUAUUUGAAGACACAACAAAGCAAACUGGGCUCCUUGGCUGGUUUUGAAUAAACAUUCACAAACUUUUUAUUGAUAAUAAUCAGCUAAAUAGUUUGAGGAUCUAUACAACUGUGUAACAUGCAGAAAACAGCAUUUCUAGAGAAAUCAAAGACUGGAACUGAGGGAAGUCGAGGGGUG
Molecule: messenger RNA, 20143 nt
Organism: Podarcis lilfordi (Lilford's wall lizard)
Lineage: Eukaryota; Metazoa; Chordata; Lepidosauria; Squamata; Lacertidae
Source: the annotation of a GenBank genome assembly